AUGCCCAAAACAUGCAUUCGGCCCCAGCUGCAAACCCGCCUAAUCAGCACCCCCUCACAACCCAAGCCAACCCCCGCACGGGCACACCAGAAGCCUCACAAAUAUGACUUGCACAUUCUCCCCGCGGCACCUAGUGACAGCCCCGCCAUCGCGGACGUCUUCCUGCAUGCUUUCUCUGAUCCGUUCAGUCGACGCAUGUUUCCCAUCACUGACGAUGUGCGUAGCUGGUGGGUAGACCAGUUUAGACGUGAUAUUGAACAGGCACGGGCUGCUGCGGAUCCCAGCACUGCGUUCUUGAAAGUUACUGCGGGUGAGGAGGGGGCUGUUGCUGCGUUUGCUAAAUGGUGGUAUCCUGUCCCAUCAGAAGGAAUACCUCUGGAUGGUGAGAAAAGUCAGACCAAGACUGUUUGGCCCCCAAGCUCGGAUGCCGAUCUCUGUGAGCGGUUCUUUAAUUUGAUGGAUAGUGAGAAGAAGAGGGUCAUGGGAGGGAGAAAGGAGGGGUAUUUCUACCUCGACAUGCUGGGCACUCACCCCCAGUUCAACGGCCGGGGCAUCGGAUCAAGAUUACUGCGUUGGGGAUUAGACCGGGCAGACGAGAAAGGCGUGCCGACUUUCUUGGCUUCCACGCCUGCGGGACGACCCCUGUAUGAGAAGUAUGGGUUCGAGGCGGUGGAAGAGUACGAAGUGAUUCCGGGAUAUUUCCAGGCGUCGAUGGUGCGGGAAGCAAAGUUUUUAUAA
Aspergillus niger is the source of this 738-nucleotide messenger RNA. RefSeq lists its product as uncharacterized. The record is from RefSeq and is a predicted model, not a curated record. The coding region runs from base 1 to 738 and encodes 245 amino acids. Gene Ontology annotation, molecular function: acyltransferase activity, transferring groups other than amino-acyl groups. The transcript has 2 exons. Lineage: Eukaryota; Fungi; Ascomycota; Eurotiomycetes; Eurotiales; Aspergillaceae.